AUGAGCACUGUUGAGAAAGUUUCCGAAUCUAUCAAUCCGGAACAGGAUGACACAACCACUGACAGCUCCUUGCGAUAUGCUGCAUAUGCGAAUAGAUUUAGAACUAUUGCGCUAGCUUCUCAUAGAUAUGUCGCAUAUACUUCUGACAUUGGAGAGUCCUUCCGUCCGGUGGUCAACCCAAACUUUGUGAGAAUGUGCUACGGUAUCUCAUGGUCCUAUGUUCUUGGUGACGUGUCUCUUGAAGCUUGGAAGGCCAAAAUGAGGCAAGAAGGAAGAUAUACUCCGGGAUUACUUCCUUGGCACAAGCUACCGGAAGCAGAUCCUAUAGCAGCUGCCUCCUACACGGGAAUGGACUGGAAAUGGGUUGGAAUUGAAAGAGGUGUUUUCCAGUCCAUUGCAUCAAUGGGAUUGCCUGCAUUUACUAUCCAUUCAACAGUCAGGUACUCCUCUCUUCUGUUUAAGAGUACUUCGAACAAAUCACUCAAGACUUAUGGACCUGUCGGAAUUGGUUUAGCUGUCGUCCCAUUACUUCCUUACCUUUUUGAUGAACCUGUCGAGCGUGCUACGCAUUACAUUUUUGAGCAGGCAUACAAGAGCUUGAGCUCCAAAUAG
Ogataea haglerorum is the source of this 612-nucleotide messenger RNA. RefSeq lists its product as uncharacterized. The coding region runs from base 1 to 612 and encodes 203 amino acids. The record is from RefSeq and is a predicted model, not a curated record. The transcript has a single exon. NCBI's taxonomy places the organism in Eukaryota, Fungi, Ascomycota, Pichiomycetes, Pichiales, Pichiaceae. Gene Ontology annotation, biological process: mitochondrial fission. Gene Ontology annotation, cellular component: mitochondrion.